CGACAACAAAAUGGCUGAAACGCUUUCGCUUCGUAAAAAAACGUUCAGUUAACUUUUCCCAUGAGGAAACUGCUCUAAUCCGUGAAGGUGUUAUGAAAUUUGACAAAGUUUUGACAAAGAAAUUUUCAAGCGGCUCAACACCAGUCACCAAGAAAAUUCAAGAUGGGGCGUGGGCCGAAAUAACGGAAAAAGUGAAUUCCGUCGGUCGUGCGUGUCGCACGAUUGACGACGUGAAAGAAAAAUAUCGGAAAAUGGUCUCGAAGGCCAGAGAGUCGCUUACGAUGGAGCGAAAAAACGCCCGGCAGACAGGUGGCGGACAACCGAUGAAAGCCGCAGACACGGUAACGAUGUCAAUCAUUGAAACAAUGAAGGAAACGCCGUCCUUCAGUGGGAUUCCGGGUGCUUCUCAAUCCGAAACCACCAUCGGUGCAGUGCGCAGCGCAACAGGAUUUGUUGAGCUGCUCCAACUGGAUGACUUCCUCAACUUUGCUGACGAUAUUCGUCCAUUCGACGAUGAUGAAACAGUAAAUGGUAAGUUAUAUUGUUACUUUUACUUUUUUAAAUACAUGACUUUGUAA
Messenger RNA from Dreissena polymorpha, 578 nucleotides. RefSeq lists its product as uncharacterized. Gene Ontology annotation, cellular component: nucleus. NCBI's taxonomy places the organism in Eukaryota, Metazoa, Mollusca, Bivalvia, Myida, Dreissenidae. The record is from RefSeq and is a predicted model, not a curated record. The transcript is spliced from 4 exons. The coding region runs from base 93 to 578 and encodes 161 amino acids.